AUGGAAACACCAGACACCACUUCAUCACUGUCACAUCUCAGCGAGAUCUCGCUGAAAUCUCUGGGGAUCGGAGUAGCUGGGAAGAGCGGGAAGGCGGAAAUCGAUUCCCUCGAUUGGCACUUGCUGUUCCACUCCAUCCGGCCAAACAUUCGCAAGAAGUCCGACCUGUUGAUCGCCCUCAUCCACCUGCUGGUCACCAAGGAGUACCGCCUGCGAGGAGCCACCAAGGCGGAGGCCAUUACAAAUUUCAGUGGCAGGCAGAUGGCCGGAGGCAGUGGCAGUGACUUGCUGCCCCAACACUGGAAUCGCGAUGCCCAUCGCUACUCACUGAACUACGUGGAUGAGCUGGGCAGCCAGUACGUCCUAAUGGCCAAGCUGAGUCGUCGGGAUCUGGUGAUCAGCCUGCAGAACUCGACCAGCAAACGAAUGUCCAUCGCCUGUCUGCAGCCCGAGAAUCUGGUGAUGUCUACGACUAGAUCGUCCUUCGGGAAGUGCCUGCCGGGGGUGGAGAAGAUAAUGCAGCGUCUGCGUUUCGAUCUGGUGGAUCCGGCAGUGCGGGGAGUUCGCAAGAGGGAUCCUCUCGGUCUCCGGUCUGUGGCGACAUCCUCCAGGUUGACCUUCCAGCACAGCAAGAGCAUCCAUGCCCUGGCCAGCGAGGAGUCCUCUUAG
Messenger RNA from Drosophila takahashii, 669 nucleotides. RefSeq names its product proteasome inhibitor PI31 subunit. Gene Ontology annotation, molecular function: proteasome binding; endopeptidase inhibitor activity. The record is from RefSeq and is a predicted model, not a curated record. NCBI's taxonomy places the organism in Eukaryota, Metazoa, Arthropoda, Insecta, Diptera, Drosophilidae. Gene Ontology annotation, biological process: proteasome-mediated ubiquitin-dependent protein catabolic process.